Molecule: messenger RNA, 674 nt
Organism: Cynocephalus volans (Philippine flying lemur)
Lineage: Eukaryota; Metazoa; Chordata; Mammalia; Dermoptera; Cynocephalidae
Gene: LCNL1
Product: lipocalin like 1
Exons: 5
Coding region: 305-598 (97 amino acids)
Molecular function (GO): small molecule binding
Source: RefSeq, a predicted model, not a curated record
GUGUCACUGUGCGUGUCUGUGUGUCUGCAGGGGAGAUUGGACAGUCCGUGCCCCCGGCUGUGUGCCUCUGAGCAAGUACACAGUAGCAGCCCCCACCCCCGACGGGGGCUUCCUCCCCAGCAAGAUUGCCGUAAAGUACCGUGUCCUCUGAGCAUGUGGUGAGGGCGAGUCAGGACACCCUGGCCGUCCUGCCCGGGCAGCGUUCUCAGGGUCCCAGGCAGGGCUGGGGCUGGGCGCAGGACAGGGGCUGCUGCUCAGGGUGCCUGGGCUCCUCCUGUCCAGACCCGAUGGCGGGUGCCAGAAGAUGGACAUGACCUUCACCAAGGGUGCCGUGGAGGGGCAGUUCAGCAACCCAGCCAUGGGCCAGACCGACAUCCGCGUGGCGUUCACGGACUACCAGCACUUCGCCCUGAUGUACCUGGAGACGCAGAAGGGCGGCAUGCGGAACGUCUGGCUGCAGCUCUACGCCCGAGCACCAGAGCUGUUUCCCGAAGGUGCCCAGAAGAUGCAGUUGCUGUCACCCCAAGUGGGCCUGAACCCCAGCCAGGGCGCCCUGCUGCCCAAGUCGGACCAGUGUGCUGGUGCCUUCUCCCAGUGAGGGAUUCGGUGGUGGCCGCUCUGCUCCGCACCGCUCCCCAAGGAGUGCCCGUUUCUCUGCACACCCCGCCCCAGCA